Molecule: messenger RNA, 1496 nt
Organism: Anopheles nili
Lineage: Eukaryota; Metazoa; Arthropoda; Insecta; Diptera; Culicidae
Gene: Orc5
Product: origin recognition complex subunit 5
Exons: 2
Coding region: 135-1496 (453 amino acids)
Biological process (GO): DNA replication; DNA replication initiation
Cellular component (GO): nucleus; nuclear origin of replication recognition complex
Molecular function (GO): DNA replication origin binding
Source: RefSeq, a predicted model, not a curated record
GUUAAACAUUCCAACGUAAGUUUUUCAUUCUAGGCUGGAGAAUAUCGUUAACAGAGGAUAAAAUGCAACUAUGAUUCUGCUUAAUAUUCACAGGUCGUUUUAUACAUCGUGACGUUAUUCUCUUAGUGGUCGGUAUGGAUGAAGUAAUUCAGAAUGUUUCGUUUCGCUUUCCUUGCCGUGAGAAGAUAAUUCAUAAAUUGUAUCAGUACUACUGUACGGACGAUCCGUUUCCACCUGCACUGUACAUGUACGGCCAGACAUCGACUGGAAAAUGGUCGAUAGUCAAUGAAGUGCUGGAUGAAAUAUCCUAUUCUGGCCGGUGUAAAUAUGUUACACUGAACGCAAUCAGCAGCUACACGAACAAAAUCCUGUUCGAAACCAUUGCGAUGGGACUUAUGGACUAUGAACUUGGACCAGAAAAUGAUUACAAAUAUUGUCGAAAGCUUGAGUACAUGAAGGAUUUCCUGGCUGAGCUGCAGUUGCUCGAUCCGUUAGUCUCGUACAUCAUUGCCAUUAAAAACGCCGAGCGUCUUCGAGAUAUGCGGCACAAUAUAUUGCCAAUGUUUCUGCAGCUUCCUGAAGCCACCGGACUCAACAUUUCUGUGGUGCUAAUUUCAUAUCUUCCGUUUGAAAAGUUCUUUACCAAAACGGGUUUGCCACCUGUUGUGAAGCUUUUUGUUCCUGAGUACACUCGCGAUGAAAUGCAGCGUAUUUUGCUGAAUGAUUUCAACGAGAUAAUACAAGAGAUCACCACAUCUUAUCGUACGGAUGAUACUACAGAGGUACAGCCUACUGCAGCGCUGACUGAGUAUUUCUACAAAAACUACAUCAGUAUCUUUCUCGGCACUUUCUGGAAAGUGUGCCGCGAUGCCAAAGAGCUACGCUUGGUAGCAAAAGAGUGCUUCAAACCUUAUUACGCCCCGGUCCUGGAUGGCACUAUUGACGCGCACGACUCAAUGAAGCUGUGGCACAACAUAUCGAAGGUAAUGAAGACGUCUCUCGGCAUUAUCUACAUGCGAAUCGGGACGGUCAAGCCCACCGAAGGCCAGCAGGGGCUCGCACAGAACAUUGAGCUUCCUUACUACGCCAAAUACCUGCUGAUUGCCGCCUAUCUGGCCAGCCAUAACGCUGCUAAAGAGGAUCGCCGUUUGUUCAUGAAAAACCACGGCAAGCAAAAGAAACGCCUCCAGUCGGUUAAGGCACGCGCGAAGGUGUCGGAAAAGAUGGCUACGCAAUUGGGACCGAAAACGUUCAACAUCGAUCGUUUGCUGGCGAUUUUCUAUGCCAUUCUGGACGAAAAGGUGGGCCUAACAUGCAAUUUGUUGGCGCAAAUAUCCACGCUGGUGCAUCUCAAGUUUCUAACGUUUACCUCAACCGACGCCGGCGUGCUUGAUGGUUCGGCACGUCUUCAGUGCACGGUCGGAAUGGACUUCAUACUACAGAUUGGCCGCAUGGUGGGCUUCAAUGUACGGCAGUAUUUGUGUGAUUUCUUUUAA